CCGAGGAAGACAUGGAACCUGAUUCCGACGAGGUCCACAUCCCCGGCCGGUUCCGUCACGGCAAGUCUAAGGUGAUGGAACCUGGCGUUGCCAUGGAGACGGACAAGAUGAAGCAGUGGCUGAACCGGAUUCUGCGCAGAACGAUCGCCGUUCAGUUGGAGCGUUCUCCCGUACCCACCAAGGAGUCUGAAGAUUUUAAGAUGUGCGUGACGACAGAACUAGAGUUCCCAGCCGUACCGGAGUGGCGCCUUCUGCAGGACAGGAGAGUCAGAACCACCACGGACAUCAAAUGGGGGCGGGACUGCUCUGGGAACGACAAGAGGAUGAAGAUCCUCGCAAAAUGGCAGAAAUCGGACGAACAGCGCCGCCAGGAGAGGAUGGAGGAACUGCAGGAGCAGCACCCCUCCAGCCAGGAAGACAGGAGCGAGGAAAUCAGCCGUCCGGACAAGAACACCAUCUACAGUGCCUGCGUACAGGAUCGGCAGAAGGGUCUGGUGGAGACGCCGGUCUGCAGGAAAGCCCUAGAACAGCGCAGUCUGCUUCAACAGAUGGACAUCGACGUCGAAUAUCACAACCUUCCAAGGUGGCUGAAGGAAAUGUCCUCCGCCUUGAAGCAGCACGUCUUCCACAUCUUCUUCGACCGGCUCACCGUCCAAGACAUCGACAUCCGCAACGACGACAACAAGAUGCGCAUGCGCUGCACCAUCGACAGGGACCAGAAGGAGAUGAACGUUACCAUGGCAACGCCUGAAGAAAACGCCGAGAUCAGCAGAAUCUCGAUCGAGGAGCCUAAGAUCCGUCUGGACCUCUCUAAGCUCCUUAAGACGCGGCUUCCGAUGAAGACGCACUGGUCUAUAGACUUCCCCAUGCGCUUCCCCUCCACAGAGAAGACAAUGGUGGAACAGUACAUGGACUUUAUGAUGGACGACAAAUUUACCCCUCGCUGCAAGUUCCAGCCCAACGACAGAAUCCAGACGUUUGACGGGGUGGAGUUCCCUUACAGGGUCGGGUCAUGUGACCACAUCCUGGCUAAGGACGCCUCUCCCGAGCAGCGCUUCAUGGUGCUCGUCAACAAACCGCACAGGGACAACACGGAGAAAACUCUCAAGGUGUUCCUUGAGGGAAAGAAGAUCGAGAUGUCCAUGAACAACCAGCAGCAGUCUCAUCAGUCGUCUGACGAAGAAGAUAACCAGAUGCAGAUCACCAUUGACGGUCGCCAGGUGGCGCUUCCCGACCUGAUCGUCCACAAGAUCUACCGGGACGAGGAGGAUGCCGGGAGUCCCGUGAUGUUCACCCUGCAGAAGGUCGGGAGGAAGGUCAAGGUCGAGUGUGACCGCCUGGGAGUGACGGUGGAGACGGACAGACACAGCGCGGAGGUCAAGAUUUCUAACGCCUACCGCGGUAAGCUUGCUGGUCUGUGCGGAAACUUUGACGGGGAACACCACUCUGAGUUGGAGGGGCCCAACAGGGAGGUAUACUCCUCACCGUUCGACUUCGGUCUGUCCUACAGGAUCCCUAGUCAGGAGUGUCACGAACAAGGAAAGAGCCUGUCGGUGAUGCGUAACGUACGACUGGCCCAGCUGAACCAGUUUAACAAGAAGGAGACGUGCUUCUCCAAAAUGCCGGUGGCGCAGUGUCCGGAGGGGUACAGCGCCGUCAGGAGCGAGACGCGCCGCAUGGAGUUCCACUGUCUGCCGUCAGAACUGGACAUCACCAAGAAAUACACCGAACUGCACAAGACCAAACCCUUGGACAUGAUGGCAUCGAAACGCACCGAUCGCACCGAAGAGGUCGAAGCAGAACUCGAGUGUGAAAUGGAGUGACUGCUGCCAAACGCGUCCUACGUGGUUCAAAUUUAUUUGCCGCAAAUGAUACCCAAGAAAAGCUCUAUAAUGUAGAUAAGUUACAAUUUAUCGGAAAUGCUUAUAUUCAAGAAACGCUUAUUAUUUAAGUAUGUAAAACAGAAACGAAGAAAAACGCUGUUUUAUUGUAAAAUGACUAUUUAUAAGGAAAAAGUAGUUGACAAUUUUGGGAUAAACGUUUCCUUAAAAUGAUUGGUGUAAGCUAUGUGACUUACUAGUAUGUGGACUAUAUAAAUGUACAUUUUUGCUGGCCAAAACGAUGCUAUAGAUGAAUAUUAUUAAAACAUUAUGAGCAAGAA
Branchiostoma floridae (Florida lancelet) is the source of this 2161-nucleotide messenger RNA. RefSeq names its product vitellogenin-like. The record is from RefSeq and is a predicted model, not a curated record. The transcript is spliced from 11 exons. Lineage: Eukaryota; Metazoa; Chordata; Leptocardii; Amphioxiformes; Branchiostomatidae. Bases 12 to 1823 code for a protein of 603 amino acids. Gene Ontology annotation, molecular function: lipid carrier activity.